AUGACUUCUUCGGCUGCGUUGCCAGAGAAAAUUGCCAAAGAGGAUGCUGAUCUUCGAGUUGUGUCUCUCCAGGGUCUUCUAGAUGAGGACGAAACCGCAAAAGAGAACUUAUUGAAAGCCUGCACCGACCUGGGCUUUUUCUAUCUCGAUUGCCGAGAUGUCUACUCAGGGCGCGUGGUGCAAGACGUCCAGAACAUGUACGAGCUGGCCACGAGUUUUUACGACCUUCCACAGGAAGCCAAAAACAAGUGGUUUGUGGACAGAGACCACGAUGAAGAUCUUGUUAUGGGAUACAAGCCAGCGGGUCAUGGGAACGGGCCCGUCGAAGGGGUGAAGGAUGGGUUCGAGGGACUCAUGCUCAUGGAACAUCCCAUUGCCAAAAUCAACGAUGCUGCCUCGUUUCCAGGGCCUGAAGCCAUUUCCUCUCGACUUGCUCCCCUGAAGCAGGCCAAUACAACAUUCCGUGACAUCAGCACCCUCCUACUCACUCGUCUAUCGUCGGCCUUGGGAUUGGCAGACAAUCUGUCGUACCAGCAGUACCACCGCAAAGGCGCUGUUUGUCCGACCGCUCUUGGUCUUCUCAAGUAUACCAUCGCCGACAUGGAACCGGACAAAGUGGGCCAGAUCGCCCACACCGAUGCUGGCAGUCUCUCCAUCGUCUUCACCGAAGUUGCAGGUCUCCAAGUCUUGAAGCCCAACGAGGAGCAAUGGUACUACAUAGCACCCAAGCCCGGCCACGCGGUAGUGAACGUGGGAGACGCUCUCCGGUUCAUCUCCGGGGGCGUCCUUGAGUCGAGCUUGCAUCGCAUCAUACCCCACAAGGACGAGAAGGAGAGGCACAAGUACUCGAUCGUGUAUCUCCUGCGGCCUGAGAUGGAGGCCGAGUUCGUCGACGCUGAGGGUGUGACAUGGAAAGGCUUGGAGUGGACCAACAAGAAGCAUGCAGUGUUCCGUGCUUCGGCAGAGGAGCAAGCCCAGGGGACUUAUCUGACCGGGAGAGAUGGGUAUGUGGGACAUUGGAACCCGGAGCAAGACCCUGAAGGUCAGACCAUUACUGUCGGGUAA
Messenger RNA from Diaporthe citri, 1065 nucleotides. RefSeq lists its product as uncharacterized. Gene Ontology annotation, molecular function: dioxygenase activity. Lineage: Eukaryota; Fungi; Ascomycota; Sordariomycetes; Diaporthales; Diaporthaceae. Bases 1 to 1065 code for a protein of 354 amino acids. The record is from RefSeq and is a predicted model, not a curated record. The transcript has 3 exons.